This is a messenger RNA of Lactuca virosa, 2940 nucleotides long. NCBI's taxonomy places the organism in Eukaryota, Viridiplantae, Streptophyta, Magnoliopsida, Asterales, Asteraceae. The record is from the annotation of a GenBank genome assembly.
GAAAUCCCCAAUCAAUUGGAGAUAUUCCUGCAACGGUAAAAGAAAGUUUCUGAAUAUUUCGGAUUGAGGAGACGAGGAAGGCGAUUUGUGGUCUCUGGAGGAGCCGAGUAGCCGACAGCCUCUCUGCCUCCGGUUUUCGAUUUUGGUUACUGGGUGAUUUUGGAUUCUCUAAUUCUAGUAUUUCUACUGAUUCUCUCAUACAGUUAGACUAAGAAGUUUUUUUACAGACAUCAGACACUCAUGCUCCACUAAGUCUAAGUGAAGUUCAAAGAUGGCAAUGGCUUCUUUCAGUGCCAUAUCACAUUGUCAUCAUCACAGGCUAUGGUGGCAACCAAAUACUUCCAAGCUUCCAGUUUCUUGCUCUAUGCCACCUCCUUCAUUUACAGGUACUAGUCAUGGAUCUAAAGUUGGGUAUAAGAGAUCUGGAAGAUUUGAAGGAGCUGGAAAGAGCAUGGAAGAUUCUGUGAAGCGAAAAAUGGAGAAAUUUUAUGAAGGGCAAAAUGGUCCACCUCUUCGUGUUCUUCCAAUUGGUGGCUUAGGAGAAAUUGGAAUGAAUUGUAUGCUUGUUGGGAAUUUUGAUCGGUAUAUUCUUAUUGAUGCUGGUGUCAUGUUCCCAGACUAUGAGGAUCUUGGUGUUCAAAAAAUUAUACCUGAUACAACAUUUAUAAAAAAAUGGUCUCAUAAAAUUGAAGCAGUUGUUAUAACACAUGGGCAUGAAGAUCACAUUGGUGCGUUGCCUUGGGUUAUACCUGCUUUGGAUUCACGUACUCCAAUAUUUUCAUCAACCUUUACAAUGGAGCUUAUUAAGAAGAGAUUGAAGGAAUCAGGCAUAUUUGUGCCUUCAAGGCUUAAAACAUUUAAAACAAAGAAGAAAUUUAUAGCUGGACCUUUUGAAAUAGAGCCAAUUAGGGUUACUCAUUCAAUCCCUGAUUGUUCUGGAUUAGUUCUUAGAUGUUCUGAUGGUGUUAUUCUUCAUACUGGGGACUGGAAGAUUGAUGAGUCACCAUUGGAUGGGCAAGUUUUUGAUCGUGAAGGUUUAGAACAGCUCUCAAAAGAAGGGGUAACUUUGAUGAUGAGUGAUUCAACAAACAUACUCUCACCUGGAAGAACACUUAGUGAAACAGUUGUAGCAAAUUCAUUACUUAGGAAUAUUUCAGCUGCAAAAGGAAGAGUAAUAACAACUCAAUUUUCAUCAAAUAUUCAUAGACUUGGAAGUGUUAAAGCUGCAGCUGAUGCAACUGGAAGAAAGUUGGUAUUUGUUGGGAUGUCUUUGAGGACAUAUCUUGAUGCUGCAUGGAAAGAUGGAAAGGCACCAAUUGAUCCUUCAACUCUUGUGAAAGUUGAAGACAUUGAUGGUUAUGCUCCAAAAGACUUGCUAAUUGUUACUACUGGCUCUCAAGCAGAACCUCGUGCUGCACUUAACCUUGCAUCAUUUGGAAGCAGUCAUUUUUUCAAAUUGAGCAAAGAAGACUUAAUUUUGUAUUCUGCCAAGGUGAUUCCUGGUAAUGAAUCUAGAGUAAUGAAAAUGAUGAAUCGAUUAUCAGAAAUUGGGCCCACAAUAGUCAUGGGUAAAAAUGAACAACUACACACAUCUGGUCAUGCCUAUCGUGAAGAAUUGGAAGAAGUACUGAGGAUUGUGAAACCACAACAUUUUUUACCUAUUCAUGGGGAACUCUUAUUCCUCAAAGAACAUGAAUUGCUUGGAAAAUCCACUGGGAUUCAUCACACUGCUGUCAUUAAGAAUGGAGAAAUGCUUGGGGUUUCUCAUUUGAGGAACAGAAGAGUUUUGUCUAAUGGUUUCAUAGCCCUAGGAAAAGAAAAUUUACAGUUGAUGUACAGUGAUGGUGACAAAGCAUUUGGUACAUCUGCUGAUCUUUGUGUAGAUGAAAGGAUGAAAAUUGCAACAGAUGGAAUAAUAAUUGUCAGCAUUGAAAUCAUGCGCCCUCAAUCAACCGAAAAUACUGUAUUAUUGAAAGAAACAAUUAAAGGAAAAAUAAGAAUAACUACUCGAUGCUUAUGGCAUGACAAUGGGAAGCUUCUAGAUGCUCUUCAUAGUGCUGCACAUGCAGCCCUAUCCAGCUGUCCAAUAAAAAGUCCCUUACCUCAUAUGGAAAGAACUGUUUCUGAAGUUUUAAGGAAAAUGUUAUCUGGUGUGAAUGUGAAUGUGAAUGUCAACAAUGGCUUUGAGAUGCCUUUGGGGAAAUCGGUUGAUGGGAGUUUAAAAAAGAGAAAGUCAAGUAAGUUUCAAGAAGAAAAGAAAGAUCCUGAUUUUGAUACUAAAGGAGAUGAUGGAUUGUUAUCCGAGGAAGAAACCACAUCUGUUUCCGACUCGACCGGAAUCGCGGUUUCCGAUUCCGAUGAAUUCUGGAAACCAUACACGGAUUCCGAUUCCGUUGAGCAAUCGGAAAGUGAUAGCAAGGAUGAUUCUGAUUCUAGUAAUACAAACAAGAAGCCUCUGAAAAGAAACAGAUGGAAACCAGAAGAGGUUAAAAAGCUUAUAAAGUUUCGUGGUGAAUUGAAUAGUAGAUUCCAAGUUGUGAAGGGAAGAAUGGCACUUUGGGAAGAAAUAUCUGGGAAUCUUUCCACUCAGGGGUAUAAUCGAAGCCCUGGGCAAUGUAAAUCUUUAUGGGCUUCAUUGCUUCAAAAAUACGAGGAAAGUAAGAAAGAAUCUGAAAGCAAGAGAAGCUGGCAAUAUUAUGAAGACAUGGAUAACAUCUUCUCCACUUCUUCUGAUGCUACUAUGAUAAACAAACAAUGAUUUAAGAAAUGAAAUCUGUUAGCUAGGGUUUUGCUAGUGGAAUAUAUAAUUAUGUGGUCAUGUAAUUUCAUUAGAUUUGAGUUUAUUUAAGCUAGGUUUUGCCACUCAACUUAAGAAAUUGUAUUCUUCUAAAAUCCAUUAUGAAAAAAAAAAAAACAUAAAAAGAGGUGAAUCCCUCUAGG